AUGAUAACCACUGAAACUAACCCUGUUUCUUUGCCAAAGGAUUUCUCGGUAACAAAUCAUAAUAAUUCACCACCUUUAAUUAUUAAUAGCAAGAGUCCCUUUACAGUUCACUAUGCUAUAUGGCCUUACGUUACUUUAAUAUCUUUAAUUAUUACAGUUUGGCUUCUCGUUUAUGUAUCAACAGUACUGUCACGUCGUCAUAAUCAUAGAAAUGAACAAAAUAAAUCAGCUUCAUUCUAUGCUACACAAGCUGCUAGUACUACUGGUGGAUAUGAAGCUUCAACAGCAACACCACCACCACCCGCUGAUAUAUGA
Molecule: messenger RNA, 315 nt
Organism: Rotaria socialis
Lineage: Eukaryota; Metazoa; Rotifera; Eurotatoria; Philodinida; Philodinidae
Source: the annotation of a GenBank genome assembly